Adineta steineri is the source of this 4779-nucleotide messenger RNA. The record is from the annotation of a GenBank genome assembly. NCBI's taxonomy places the organism in Eukaryota, Metazoa, Rotifera, Eurotatoria, Adinetida, Adinetidae.
AUGAUUUUAUUUCUGAUUGUUAAUUCAUAUGAAAUUAAUCUUCAUCAGACUGAAUGGACAAAUAUUAAUGAUAAUAACAAUGAAAUACAACAUGAUUGUAUACAUAUUGCUAUUUCGACUGAACCUAAAACGAUUUUUGGUCAUUUUAACUUUGUGCACUUUCCUAAAAGUAAUUUUCGUCAGGUCAUUUCAUUAUGUAUGAGUGAAUGGACAUCGAACUGGACCUUGCAGAAAAAUCUUAGCAGCACAAGUUUUACUUUUGCUAAGCUUUCCGAACUGAAUAUUACUAGCCAACAAUUAUAUCUUUGGUCGGCACCGAUCGAUACUAUUGAAUCUUAUCAAGAGUAUUUAGAUCAACUUUCUACUUCAAAUAAAACAUUUUUGUCGACAAAACUAUUUUAUAAUUGUACGUUACCAAGAUUUGGUCCAUUAUGUCAAUACUCGAUCCCAAUGGCACAAGAGGAAGAAUUUACAUCAUUGCACGAUUUGAUUUAUCAUUCCUACCUCAGAACGAUAUAUAUGCCGUUGUCACUAACAUGUUACACUCAUUUACAAUGUGAUCUUGGUUCAACGAUGUUGUGUCUUGAUUGGAAUUAUAUUUGUGAUGGUUUUGUUCAAUGUAUCGAUGGGAUUGAUGAAAAAGAUUGCUGGCAAAUGGAAAUUAAAGAAUGUAAACAAAAUGAAUAUCGAUGUAAAAAUGGACAAUGUAUACCUUUGGUAUUUUUCAACGAUGAUUUCGCUGAUGCGGAAUGUCUCGACCAAUCGGAUAGAUAUUUAAAGAAUGAUGAUACGGGGCGUAUAGGCUCCACCACUGAUGUUCAAAGGCCAACAUUUAUAAAUGAAGACACUAUGUGUUUAGGAGAAGUUGGCAUUCGUAAUCCAACCAUUGAUAUGCCAUGUCAGCGACAGGACUAUUUAGUCGAUUUCAUGUUAUGGCACACUGCAAGAUCGAUGUCCCUUAACUGUUGGGUAGCGCUUAGUAAGUACUUUGGAUUGAUAAUUCGAGGAGUAACAUACGACAUGAAUCCCUGUCAAGGCACAUCAUGCCAUAAACUAAUAAAUGAGAGCUGUCUAGAUAUGUUUUAUAUGCCAUCUGUACCGAUUGUAUUUGGUCAUAUCUAUUUGGCUUAUUCAAAAGAAUAUCUCACUAGACAGAAACAAUGGACAAAUGUACCUGAAUAUUUAUGUUAUAACGAGAAAUUUUGUGGUGGAUUCAAUCCUGAUCAAAAAGUUGUUAUAUUCAAUAAUACUAUCUGCCGUCGUGUACAGGAUAUUCUGCCUGGUACCGUCCUAACUAGAGAUGGAAAUAAGAUGAUCUCGACAUAUAUUCGUCAGAUAUCUAUUGUUCUUUCUAAAUGCAAUACAAUUUUUCGAAAUAAUUCUGCUUUUUGUGAUAAUCGAAUUAUGUAUCAGUGUGUCAACUCUUCUAAGUGCAUAACAAAAAGUCGUCUUUUUGACCGCUAUCAAGAUUGUGAUUAUGGAGAUGAUGAGAUCAUAGAACGACAGAUUUUAACUGAUAAUGUUUGUUUGAAUGGAACAUCCCAAACACAUUUCAUGUGUCCAAAAACAAAGAAAUGUAUCUCUCAAAAGCUGAUCAGAGAUUCGAACUGUGACUGCGAACAAAUUAAUGACGACCGCAACACAUGUCCUGAUGAAGAUGUUGGAGUCAAACACAUUAGAGAACUUAUAUCUUUUCCAACAAUCUGUGAUGGUUUUCGUGACUUAGCUCCUUUGAUGAUUGAUGGACAAAAUCACACGGACGAAACUGAAUGUAGUAAAUGGGUGUGCAACAAUACAUACACUCGUUGUAACGGUUUUUGGGGUUGUUUCAAUGGAGCUGAUGAAGUUGAUUGUUAUCCAUCAUUAUUAUCGCGUUUGAAUUGUCCAACUCAUAGUCACUUAUGUAUUUCACCUAACACAAGCAACUUUAUGUGUCUUUCAAUGAACAAAGGUAAUGAUGGUAAUAUCGAUUGUCUUGGUGCGACUGAUGAGCCACAUUUAUGUCGAAAUGAUGCUGAAAUCUAUGGAUCUGGAUUUUAUUGUGGGCCAGGUAUUAUCGAUACUCCUGCAUGUAUACCUCGUACUCAGCUUUGCUUAGAAGGUUUUCCAAUACCAUAUUGUAGAAAUAAUGAGCUUCACAAGUUUUGUCCACUAGUUCAGACUAAAAUGCUUUUCCCUUUGAAUGGUUGUGAACGAGAAGACGUCGAUAUUAAGCAUCCAACUGACGAAAUUUUAUGUAAUCUUUAUAAAUUUACACCCAAUGCCGAGAUUGUGCACUUUUCUCUUGGUAAAACAAAUAAUAGCAUGUCGAGACGUCCAUUUUCUUAUGUUUUGACUUAUUAUCCUCGAUUACCGUGUCAUCGUGGUAUUGGUUUGGGUGUAUCAAUAGUGAAUAAUGACAAGAAUGUUAUUCGUCAGAUAUGUCUUUGUCCUCAAAACUAUUAUGGUAAUGAUUGUCAAUACCAAAAUCAACGAGUCAGUCUCACUAUGAAAUUCCAAACAUUUUCUGAUUCGUGGCAAACACCAUUUACUAUUAUUGUUUCACUUAUUGAUGAAAACUAUGAACGAAUUAUUCAUUCAUAUGAACAAAUCACUUACCUACCAAUACAAUACUGUCAAACAAAAUUCGAUAUUUAUUUACCUUAUUCCACUCGACCAAAAAAUGAAUCAAAACAAUAUUCAAUACAUAUUGAUGUUUAUGAAAAAUUGUCAUUAAAAUAUCGAGGAAGUUUAUUAAUACCAGUAACAUUUCUGUUUUUACCUGUUCAGCGAAUUGCUGUUUUACUUAAUAUUCCACAUACAAGCUUUGAUUUCAAAAGUUGUUCAAUAGAUAAAUGUAUUCAUGGUCAAUGUACUAAAUAUUUUGAUGAUCCAGAUCAUCGAACUUUUUGUCGAUGUCAUGAAGGAUGGACUGGUCGAUAUUGUACAAUUAAACAUAACUGUACAUGUUCAUCUGAUUCUUUAUGUAUUGGUAUAUCAUCAAAUAAUCGUUCAAUUUGUGUAUGUCCGAUAAAUAAAUGGGGUCCUCGAUGUUCAAUUCCAGAUUAUAUAUGUCAAUCGAAUAUAUCAUGUCAAAAUGGUGGGCAAUGUAUAUCCAUUGAUCAACAUGUUGCAUCUGCUGAAAAAUUCGAAUGUAUUUGUCCAAAAGAUUUCUUUGGAGAUCGAUGCGAAUUAACAUCAAACAAGAUAAUCUUAUCAUUUGAAAAAGAUUUAAUUUUACCUGAAACAAUGUUAAUUCAUUUCAUUGAAGUCAAAGAAAAAAAUGAUCCUGAAAAAGGAAUUACGUUUAAAAAAAUUUCAAUUAAUCGAAAUCCAAUAAGUAUUUAUUGGCCACGUCCAUUUCAUAUUAUUUUUGUUGAACUAUUUCGUAAGAAUUAUUAUUUAGUUUUUGUUGAUAAAAUCUACAAUGAAUCAACGUUAAUUGAAAAAAGAAUUAAAUCAUCCGAUCAUUGUCCAAAUAUUCAAGAAAUAUUCAAUGAAACAUUUACUAAACUUCAUCUUAUUCGUCGUAUUAAAUAUUUUCAUGUACCAUGUCAAAAUCUCUCAAGAAAAUUAUCAUGUUUUUAUGAUGAAGUUUAUUUUUGUUUAUGUGUUGAUUUUGGUAAUCAACGUAUAGCUAAUUGUUUUGAAUUUAAUCAUACAUCAAAACGUGAUUGUUCGGGAAAAAGUCUUUGUGAAAAUAAUGGACAAUGUCUACAAGAUAGUCAAACUUGUCCACAAACAUCAAUGUGUGUUUGCCCAACAUGCUUCUAUGGUACCCAAUGCCAAUUUACCACAAAUGGAUAUAGUCUUUCACUUGAUGCUAUUUUGGGUUAUCACAUACAACCAAAUAUAUAUAUUAUACAUCAAACAAUUAUCAUUCAAAUAAGUUUAACAUUAACAGUACUUAUGAGUAUAAUAGGACUUGUUAAUGGUAUUUUCCUUCUAAUCACAUUUCAAAACAAGAUUUUAUGGAAAAGUGGUUGUGCAAUUUAUCUUUUAGGUUCAUCAAUAACAACACUAUUUACAAUAAUAAUAUUUUUUCUUAAAUUUAUAAUAUUAUUACUUUCACAAAUGACAUUUAUAACGGAUCGUUCAUACUUAAAUUUUCAAUGUAUAAUCACUGAUUAUUUCUUGCAAAGUGGUCUUCAUAUGGAUCAAUGGUUAAAUGCAUGUGUAGCACUAGAACGAGCUAUUACUACAAUAAAAGGAAUUAAUUUUAAUGCAAAAAAAAGCAAAAAAAUUGCUAAAUUCAAUUUAAUUAUAUUAUUCAUUUUUAUAAUUAGUACAAAUACCAUUGAUCCAAUUCAUCGACGUUUAAUUGAUGAAAAUAAUAAUGAUGAAAAACGAAUCUGGUGUAUCGUUAGUUACUCAUCCAGUAUUCAGAUAAUCAAUAAAAUAAUAAAUAUUUUUCAUAUUUGUGUACCAUUUCUUAUCAAUAUAAUUUCAACAAUAAUUAUUAUCAAAAAAACUACUCAACUUCGAUCAACUGCACAAGCUAAAGAAGCUUAUAAAAAACUAUUAAUUCAACAAAUUCGAGAACAUAAGCAUCUUUUAGUCUCAUCAAUUCUAUUGAUUAUUCUUGCUAUACCACGUUUAAUUAUUACAUUUGCUGCAGGUUGUAUGAAAACACCAGCGGAUUCUUGGUUAUUUCUUAUGGGUUAUUUUAUUUCAUUUUUGCCACCUAUACUCUCAUUUAUUAUAUUUGUUUUACCAUCAAGCUUAUAUAAAAAAGAAUUUCAUAACACUAUGCAUCGUUAUCGACAAAACAUAAAAUCACGGUUUCAUUUUACUACAUAG